AUGGUGGAGAGAAGGAGGCCUUUGGUGCUUUCUUCCACCAAAGCUCUCGUUAAUUCGGUGCUCAGUUCAUCCAGAACCAAGGGAGGAGAUGGAAUUGAAAGAAGUGACCAGCUAUCUGCCGAUUUCACAUCGCAGACGAUACAGUUACAGGCCGGGGUUCUUCUGUUAUCGAAGGAACGAACGGAGAAUUCGCAUCGUUCGGAUGUAGCUUCUCUCGACGACUCUGCUUUGGUUGGGCUAUCAACGUCUGUUCUCAAAAGAUUGUCCAUAACUUCAGGCUCAUUGAUACUUGUCAAGAACGUUGAGACCAAUGUACAGAGAAUUGGCCAAGCAAUUGUUCUAGAUCCUCCCAACAUCCAUGAAGACACGCCCAACAACGGAUUGCACUUUUCACAAUUGUCAGAGACCAUGCUUGUUUUUCCUUCAUAUAGUUUCCCUCAAACUAGCUAUGCGCCGUUGGAUGUGGAAGCUGCCUAUCUGUCUCCACUCUUGGUAUUUAACCUUAACUUGCAUGUGUCAUGUUUGAAAUCUCUCGUUCACCAAGGGAAAGGGACACUGGCAACUUUGUUUGAAGGUCAAGAGGAUUAUGAAACAAAUGGGAAAGGGGGAAAAGCCUCUGUCGUCAGUUUAGCCCUUGAACCGUGGGCUCAACUGCCAAGAUAUGCCUCACACUUGAGGGUUUCAUUUGUGAAGAUACCAGAUUGUGGUUUCCUUGAAUCUCUCAAAGGGAGUUCAUCAAUUGAAGCUGAAGAUCGUCAAGAAAUGAUUGAUUUGGCAUUAAACAAUUACUUUGCAAUAGAUAGAUAUCUUGCUAGAGGUGAUCUUUUCAAUAUAUGCAUCAAUUGGAAUUGCAAAUCAGCUAUAUGCAUUCCUUGCAACCAAAAGAUGCAAAAUGGAAGUAAUAACGUCAUCUAUUUCAAGGUGAAUCCUGUUUUAUUUCAUUGUUGCCUGAGAUGCUCAAGGAUUGCCACAACACAACAUGCUCUCAUUAGUAAGUAG
Messenger RNA from Ilex paraguariensis (yerba mate), 999 nucleotides. The record is from the annotation of a GenBank genome assembly. Lineage: Eukaryota; Viridiplantae; Streptophyta; Magnoliopsida; Aquifoliales; Aquifoliaceae.